Messenger RNA from Megachile rotundata (alfalfa leafcutting bee), 2172 nucleotides. RefSeq lists its product as uncharacterized. NCBI's taxonomy places the organism in Eukaryota, Metazoa, Arthropoda, Insecta, Hymenoptera, Megachilidae. Gene Ontology annotation, cellular component: plasma membrane. Gene Ontology annotation, biological process: septate junction assembly. The record is from RefSeq and is a predicted model, not a curated record.
CUAAAAUCUCCAAAAAAAUGAAAGGUGAAACAGUUAAUUGAUCAUGUUCAGUCUACUUCUCUAGUAUACCUACAACAAACACCCAGCAUUGAAGUUUCAUUCAUACUAUUAAUACCAGUAGUAGCAUCGAUUGAAGGUCUCCGCAGCGGUUACGCAAUCUCGAUCGGAAUGCAAAAUGAACAAAACUCGGUGAAUUAAUCGGAUGAGCGGGAAAGUAAGAUAACGCCGUUAACGAGCGAUGAUGAGCAUCUAACUGAAAGAAAAAAUGGCUGCGACAUGCGGUGGCCAAUGUCGGUUUGUCUGCGCAACUUGCACGUUACAUACGUACUACACCUAGUGUGUCACGCUUCGCGUUCCAGUUUAACUUGUUCCACGACGCGGUGUGGAACUCCACGAUUUGCUGGUCUGCUAUUGUGACUAUCGGGUCGAUGUGCUUGAUGAGCGAAGAUUAGGGGAGUGGAAAGAAUUGAUCUUAAACGAGAAGGUAGAGGUGAAAUCUUUCAAGCUGGGUGACGGAAGAGGAAAACAUCGUAGAGUCAGAAUGGCAGACGAAACUCAGCACGUUCAACAAAUAUCCAGGGAGAAUAGGAUGAUCUAUCAUUUACCGUUCAUGAUAAAAGCUGUUGAAGUGGUAUUAGCAGUCUUCGCGAUUGGAUUAAUAGUGGAUCCGAUGAACUCGUUCCAAAGAAUCCUAAUUAAGUCUCACUUCAAAUUAGACGACGCGGCGAUAAUUUACAUCAGCAUAGCUGGUUACAUUAUAAUCAAUUCUCUCUUCAUUAUUUGCCACUUGCUGGGUGACCGAAUACCAAAAAGAACGCUGAUAUUGUUUGCCUCGAUGGGAGCUCUCCUACACGUCGUCGCUGGAGCAGUAAUCGUCUAUGAUUGGAGGAAACCUAUGGGUCCUUACUAUAACAACGAACUCUAUCCUAGCAAACAGUACCUGGACAUGUUCAUAUCCGGUGCUGUGUUCACGUUUGUGGACGCUUUGGUAUUUGUUAUCGAAAUCGUCUUUAUCAUCAGAACUUCGACGAAGAGUGUCGAAUGAGGAACAUUAUCGAGAAAUUAUCGAUGAUAAUUUACAGUCAAGUUUUGUAUAAUUUAUAGAAAAAGUGAUAACCUUUUCAGUGCUUUGUUUUAUGAGAAGUUAACAGUAUGCAUCACAGCAAAAUUUUAUUCUUAAAAUUUAAAAGAAAAUUUUAAAUAAAAAUUGUGGAGUACUGAAAGGGUAGAGGAAAAUAGAACCGAAAUUAUAAGAAUGUUAAAGUAUUUUAUAAAUCGUGAUUAUAUGACUAGAAAGUAUUUGCAUGAUUAAUACGAAAGUGAUUAAAAAUUCUAAAGACGUGGAAAAUAUUGAAAAUGAUUAUGGGAACAAUAUUUCAUAUUUAAAUAUUAGAAGUAUCCACCAUAUGUGUUCUAGAAUUUCGAGAAAUUAAGUAGUGUAAAAUAAAACGUAUUUUUUAGAGAGCGAUUAGUAUAGUUUAACAUAGCGAAAUAUUUAGUUGUAAGCCCUGAUUCCGUCCAUAUGUUACUUUUAAAAAUUGUAAGAAUUAAACCACAUACUUAAUCUAAAAUUAUAUAGACAUUGCUGUAAGUUAACUUUUAUAUUUGUAUAUGUACCUAGGAACUUAGAUUAUUAAUUUCGUAAUUCAGUAAUUAAUUAGAAUUUUUACCCAAAGAUGUUGUAAAACACUUUAUUAUUUACUUAUGCAGUCAAUGUUAAUACAUUAUUGAUCCAAAGCAUUUUAGUUUAGCAACAGCGAGUUAGUAUAAUUUUUAAACUUUUAUAGUUAUAUGCAAAUAGUCUCAGAAUUGCCAUUGAAUAUUUUUGUAUAAUACAAAGGUCAUAUAAUAAUUCUAGUAAUGUUAAUUGUAGUUGUAAGUUGAUCAAGAAUUUUAAUUUGUUUCCAUCGUGAAUGUGUCUUUAUCAAACUAAAUCCGUCCAAUUUUGUAUUAGAUGUAAAGUAACGAUCAAAAUAUUCUAAUGAAAAGUUUAUUCAAUUAUUGUUAAUAAAUUAUAUGCACAAAAGUAUCGUUACAUGUAUUCGUUAAUUGCAUAAAAUUAUUUUUUUAAUAAAUGGUAUUGCAAAAAUUAUGUAUAACGUAUGAUAGUGUAUGCACAGUGUGUGAUGUAUGUGACUUCUAAUGUAUUAUGUAUAAUUACAAUUUUUAUUA